AUAAAUUGUGUGCUUCACUCUAUAUAAUCUCAGUAGUUUAUUCUUUGAUGUUAGUCAGUUAUUCUACACUAUCAAAAUGCCUUCACGUGAUUAUAAAGAUGACUGCAUAAUUCUUGAUGAUAGUUUUGAAGGACAGUCAGCAAAAAAUUUCGUUCUACCAUCAGACUAUGCAAAAUAUAUUGAGAGCAUAUUAGUUCCGAAUGGAAUGAUUCUAGAUCGUAUCAGUAAAAUGGCUCGUGAUAUAUUGAAUGAAUAUGAACGGUCUGGCACAGAUACCGUCCACAUUAUUUGCAUACUGAAGGGAGGCUAUCAAUUCGCUUAUGAUCUAUUCAAAUGUUUACAUAAGUAUUCAGUUACGCGUAACAAAUACGUAAGAAUUUGUAUUGAUUUCAUUUCUGCGAGCACAUACGUCAAUGAUUCAGUCGGUCAUGAUACCAAAAUCAAUCCAUGUACAAACAUGGAGAAGUUCAAAGAUAAGCAUGUGCUCAUUGCUGAAGAUCUGGUCGACACGGGUACAAGUUUGAACAAUCUGGAAAAAUAUAUUAGAAAAUACGAACCAAAAUCGAUCUGUUCCACAUGGUAUGUACUAAUCAUAAUAUACUUUCGCCAGAAUUCUCAUGAAUCCAUUUUAAGAGAAUUCCAUGAACAUGGUGAGAUGAAAGUUAAGUGUUUGAAGAAAAAGAAGAAGAUUCAUCUUGUAGUUUAUCUUACUUUCACUUUAAUCAAAACAGAUAUUCAGUCUGUAUAGAAACUGAUGUCACCUAACAGAUCUGUGGCUCCGUGUGUGUACUAUUAGCAAAUAAUUAGUUUCGUCUGUAUACUUUGGCACUAUCUCGAUACUCUUUCGAUACCACAAGAUCGCCAACAAAUAAACAUUCAUUUCAGGAUCCAAUCUUAUUCCUUGUUUUGGUUUCAUAGAGGGAUUUCACCUAGUAACUGGAACGUGAUCGGUCUGUAGUGUUGAUCAUAGUCAACCUCGACUCCUGCUAAUACAGACUGUAGAUAAUCGACAUAUUGACCCGAUGUUGGCUUCGAGGUCCCGAACCGAUUCAUAGUGGGAUAUGGUAUCGACUACAAUGAUUGUUUCCGUGAUGUGCCGGUAAGUGAAGAGGACAAUGGAAGUGUUAUUGUUAUCGUCUUUGUGUUUAUAAUUUCAUGUAAAAUGACCACGUCGAGUGUGCUGAGUGAGAUCUGUUGGUGAAUGAUGAGUAAGUAUGGAUGCGAGUUAUUAUGUUGAUCGACAAGUGGAACAUGCACCACUUCAACAGUCCAAUGUGGCACAAUGAGAAAAGAUACACACACACACACACACAAACAACUGCCUGAACGAGCCAACUGAGAAUUUACAGUGAAACAUGUACAAGCACCAUCAUUAGAUGAAAUAUUCCACUGACCGAUGUUUCGCAUCUGUCUGGUGUUCGAACCACACUCUCAAAGCUCAUUUCCACAACGGAUUUUGUCAUGUGAAUAUUGAAUGCAUCAACUAUAUGUUCACAUGGCCCACAGAAGAUGUUAAUGCUGCUUACUUUUUCUCUUUUCAUCAUUCCUACUGUCAAGCAUGUGUGCUCGGUGAACGAUGA
This is a messenger RNA of Schistosoma turkestanicum, 1580 nucleotides long. The record is from the annotation of a GenBank genome assembly. NCBI's taxonomy places the organism in Eukaryota, Metazoa, Platyhelminthes, Trematoda, Strigeidida, Schistosomatidae.